Messenger RNA from Choloepus didactylus (southern two-toed sloth), 1564 nucleotides. It is a transcript of the gene METTL21A, whose product is annotated as methyltransferase like 21A. Gene Ontology annotation, cellular component: cytoplasm; cytosol. NCBI's taxonomy places the organism in Eukaryota, Metazoa, Chordata, Mammalia, Pilosa, Megalonychidae. Bases 737 to 1498 code for a protein of 253 amino acids. The record is from RefSeq and is a predicted model, not a curated record. The transcript is spliced from 5 exons. Gene Ontology annotation, biological process: peptidyl-lysine methylation. Gene Ontology annotation, molecular function: protein-lysine N-methyltransferase activity.
UGAGGCUGCCCCUCGGGCUGGGGUGUCUCGCGGACCCCGCUUCGGGGCGGCCUAGGCGCGUCCCCGGUACGCCCGGGGUGGGGCGGACAUUCUGUGCGGCCAGCGGGCCUCGAAGGGCCCUGGGAACCCUCCCCCAGUUAACCCCCAUGCCUGGUUCCCGGAGCUCUCAAGCCCGCGGGACGGAAGGGCCUACCCAUUCACCAUUUAGAGGAGUUGGGCGCAUUUCGCCGGACUCCGGGGAGGCCUUCGAGCCGCAGACGCCCAAAUCGCCCCGGAAUGUUCCGCGCUUCUCGUGGAAUUCUCCAGUAUCUUUCGCUUCCAGUCUCGAGGAGAUGGAAUAGCGUUGUCCAUACAUAUUCAGCUGGCAGGAUAAUCAAAUUUUAGCACCGAGUCCAGGUGCAAGUUUGGGUCCCUUUUUGUCACUUGUUUGGGAAAAAAAAAAAACACAUAGCAAAACCAAACCAGCCUCCCGGAGCCGGUCGGGGCGCUUUAGAAAGCACUGCUUUUUCCUGCUGCGCCAGGACCCUGGGCAAUCACCUCGCUCUGCGUUCCGUCAUCCUGCUCUGGCUGAUCCACCGCUAACUGUGGAGUCUGUAAGGCAUCCCGUAGGGGUGGUGACGUUCUAUUCCUCACCAAGAAGAGGAAUUGCCCAAACAGGUCUUGAAUACAGAGCUAAAGCUUGCUUCCCAGAACACUUUGAAAGAUUUGGGGGAGCAGAGACCUGGGCUUGGGCGAAAUGGCCCUGGUCCCCUAUGAGGAGGCCGCGGGAAUAGGGUUACAGAAAUUCCACAAGCCUCUUGCCACCUUCUCCUUUGCAAACCACACGAUCCAGAUUCGGCAGGACUGGAGGCAGCUGGGAGUCGCAGCAGUGGUUUGGGACGCAGCUGUCGUUCUUUCCAUGUACCUGGAGACUGGCGCUGUGGAGCUCAGGGGCUGCUCUGCUGUGGAGCUGGGCGCUGGCACAGGGCUGGUGGGCAUCGUGGCAGCUCUGCUGGGUGCUCGUGUGACGAUCACAGAUCGAAAAGUAGCAUUAGAAUUUCUUAAAUCAAACGUUCAAGCCAACUUACCUCCUCAUAUCCAACCCAACGCUGUUGUUAAGGAGCUGACUUGGGGACAAAAUUUGGGGAGUUUUUUACCUGGAGAAUUUGACCUGAUACUUGGAGCUGAUAUCAUAUAUUUAGAAGAAACAUUCACAGAUCUUCUUCAAACUCUGGAACAUCUCUGCAGCGACCACUCUGUGAUUCUUUUAGCUUGUCGAAUUCGUUAUGAACGGGAUAACAACUUCUUAGCAAUGCUGGAGAGGCAGUUUACUCCUAUCAAUUCAGAAAAAUGUGUUCCUACUGCAAGCAGUAUGUCCAUAUAUGGACAAUAUAUUAUCCACUGCAUCACUCUACCACUGGAGAAAUUCUUUGGAUAUGGGUUAAAAAUGGCCCAACAUCCAAAAGGAUCUACAGAUUCAAUGAAAUACCUAUCAAAAUUCCAGCAGUCUUUUGUAUAGAAAUGGAAAAGCUGAUCCACAAAUUCAUAUGGAAUCACAAGGGACCCAGAAUAGCCAAAGCAAAUC